CACACGGAAUGGUGCGGUUACUAAUUGUGUAGAGAAUAGGACCAAUCCGGACUUUGUGCGCCCCUAAAUUAUAUCAAUCACCUCGUUUUUUGUAUUUCUUAAAUGGAGAUAAUAAGGCCGGGGGAUCCUAAUUAAAUUGGAACUAGGACACCACAAAACUUGUUAAACAAGGCAACGUUUGUAAAGGAAAACAAGUUGCCUUAUUUUCACACACGCACUCUGUAUAUAUAUAUGCCGUGAUGCGGAGUCAAGACGAAUCCCGGGAACCCUUAUUUGCGUUGAAAGCGAUUCAGUCUUCUCCAAGUUCUAAUCAGCUGCUUGCCAAUAAGAUUAAUCUCUUAAAAGCACAAAAGGAUGUCCAUGCCGCAGAAGGGCACAACAAUGGCAAAAAGAACCAAACAAAGCAAGAGCGGCCAAAGCAACCGCACAGAAUCCAGGCCACCACGAGCAACAGAGAGGAGAGAGGAAACUUGGUCGCCGGUCAUGGAAGGGAUAAUCCCACUUCCACCCUCUCUAACCGUGAAUGCAGCCGCCCCAUCUAA
Molecule: messenger RNA, 542 nt
Organism: Rhododendron vialii
Lineage: Eukaryota; Viridiplantae; Streptophyta; Magnoliopsida; Ericales; Ericaceae
Exons: 2
Coding region: 240-542 (100 amino acids)
Source: RefSeq, a predicted model, not a curated record